Messenger RNA from Amblyraja radiata (thorny skate), 3643 nucleotides. RefSeq names its product coiled-coil domain 40 molecular ruler complex subunit (gene ccdc40). The transcript has 22 exons. NCBI's taxonomy places the organism in Eukaryota, Metazoa, Chordata, Chondrichthyes, Rajiformes, Rajidae. The record is from RefSeq and is a predicted model, not a curated record. The coding region runs from base 223 to 3414 and encodes 1063 amino acids. Gene Ontology annotation, cellular component: cytoplasm; cilium. Gene Ontology annotation, biological process: axoneme assembly; epithelial cilium movement involved in determination of left/right asymmetry; heart looping.
GGAGAGGCCGCCAACCUGGUCGGUAACCAGGGAGCGAGCGGCCCUGCCGCCGGGCGCUGCCACACAGAGGGAGGGGGUGUCCAAUGCCAGCCCGACCUCCUCCAGCUACAAUCCCGAGCUCACGGAAAAUACAUUCCCCCCUCACGGGAAAGUGGCAGAGCCCCGCACGUGAUCCGCGCUGAGGCGGCGGGUUGUUGCCGGUGUCUCCUAGCGACCGGGAACAUGGCGGAUGAGGAGAGUCACACUCCAGAGAUUUCUGAAAACUUGAAGCAAGAUCAAGAUGAACCAGAGAGUGGACAGGAGGAAGAAGCUACUGAGGAUGUGGCUGACGAAGGAGAACCCACGUCACUAGAUACUCUAAAUGUUCCAGAGGACACAGAAACAAAAGUGGAAGAAGCUACUGCGGAUAUUCUUGACGAUGAAGAUGAUAGACUGUCUAUUGAUGUUCCCAUAUUAUCACGUCCAGGAGAUAUACUGGCAGAUGCGGAAGGAAAUAAUGAAGAUAUGACUAAAGAAGAAGAACAGACACCCACACAAGAAUCUGCCACUACAGUAAAUUUCGCCCUGUCUGAUACAGACACUGUACUAACAAAUAUGAUGGUGCAAGAUGAAGUUGCCUUAGGGACUGCUGAAAUGCCACCAAGGAAUGUAAAUUUGACGGUUGAGCUAGUUGAUUCCCAACAGCCGAUGACUGUGGAAUCCCAACGUUUAGCACUUGUUUAUCCAGAUGCAUCAAAUAGAGGCCUUGAUAUAGAAUGUCGCCCCACGGUAGAUGAGUCAAACGUUGAAGAAGAUUUGGAUACAGAUGAAGAACAAGCAGAAUUGAUUGUGCUUGACCCAGAUCAUCCUCUAAUGAAGCGCUUUCAGGAAGCCCUGAAGAACCAUCUUUCAAAGCAGUUGGCCAAGUUAACUCUGGAGCUGAGGGAAUUGUCAUGGCGAAUGAAAAAGCUAACAACUGAACGUGAAGACACAGGAGUGAUUCUUUAUGGCAUACAACAAUCUCUUGCACAAAUGCAAAUGGAGCUUGAAAAAUAUGAUAGCCGUUGCUCAUUGGCUGCAACAAAAAGAAGAAAGGUCGAGGAAGAUUUGGCAUGUGUAAAGAAUCUUUACCAAAUGCAACAAGCCAAAACAAAUAGUGAGCGCUCAAAAGUAUCUCAACUACAAACGGAUGUUGAAAAUAUUGCAUUGCGGCAUUUCUACAUGAACAGCUUACAACAGGAUACGUCUUCUGACAUUAUGGUGAUGAAGCGUGCCACAGAAAAGUUGGAGACUGAAAAAUUACAGGCAACAAAGCUGAAACAGAAGCAGGACAUGUUUGUAGACCGUUUGGUAACUCAAAUGGAUGCAUUGCGAGAACAAAUUGCGAUGUAUGAUGCCCAGUACUUAGCGCAAGCAGAAGAAACAAAAGCAGCAAAAAAUACAGUGGCAGAGGCCAGCACAGAAAUUGUGGCAAUUAACCUUGAGAAGAAGCAAUUAUUUGAGCAAUGGAAGAGUAGUCUAAUUGGAAUGCAGCGACGUGAUGCGGUCUAUGCUGCAAUGCAGGAAGCUGUCAGACAGGCAAAGCAACAGGUAGAAACACUGAGGACUGAAAUACAGGCCUAUAAAAAAUUUAUCGUGAAGCAAGAGGAACGGAAUGAGGCUCUCACUGUUGGUCUGAACAGAUUGUUGAAUGACGUUAAUAUGACCCAGAAACUGAUUAUGCAGAAUCUGGCGAAACAGGAAGGUUUAAAGCAGGAAUAUACCACCUACACUCGGACACUGCAGGAGACAGAACGUUUGUUCAACAAAGCCACAUUAGACCAGAACAUGCAGCAAAAUGAUGUGAAUGUUCUGCGAAUACAAGCAGAAAGGGAAUAUGCAACAAAGGUGGAACUAGAAGACAAGAUUAUGGCAAAAUUGCAGAGUAAAUUAACCAUGAAUCAGGAACACAAUUACUUGAAAAAAAUGGCAAACAAGUUUCGAAUCCAAAAACGUCAACAGGAAAUUGAUUAUGCAAACUUAGAAAAUGAUUAUGCUCAGGUAAUGCUGGACAUAAAUGAUAGAAAGGUGGAACUGAGCAUACUGGAGAAAUCUCAGGAUAACCAGAACAAUGAAUUGAAUGAGAAAAAUAACAUUAUCUCAAAUAGUGCAAAAGAGAUUGCAAAAAGAAUGCUUGUCAUUCAAAACAAACAGUCGGUUCUCAACAUGCAGAACAAGAAGAUUGUACAGUUGAUAGCAGAUAUGGGAGGACAUGAAAUGAGCCCUCAGGAACUUAGAAUCAAAACCUUGACGAUAAAGAUUGAGGAACAUAACAAAGAAAUUGAAUCACUGCAACAAUUUUGGCUUCGACAACAGCACGAGCUGGUCACGCUGACCCAAGAAAGGGAACAGCAAAUGGCCAACGUGGAACUGCAGAGGAAGCAAGUCACUAUUCUUGAACAAAAGAAAAUCCGCACUGAAAAUAUGAUACAACAGGGACUAAAUGCAAGGAAGGACAUUGAACGUCACCUAGGGGUUCUGUCCAAUGAUAUGGUGAAGCUCAACACACUUUUAACAAAGAACAGUUCCCUAAAGGAUGUACUUGAGAAUAUGAAUGUAUUCAUGGAAAACGAAUUUGUAAAAUCAUUGAAGGAUGCAGAGCGACAAUCUAUUGCAAAACAACAGUAUCUGGACCAGCUGAAAGAGGAGAAAGAGCGACAGCUUAACAGUCUUGUGGAAGCAGAGCGUCAAAUUAUGCUGUGGGAGAAGAAAAUACAGUUGGCGAAAGAGGCAAAAACAGCUGUUGACUCGGAGAUUGGACAGGGUGAGAUACGAGCCAUGAAGGCUGAAAUUCAUAGGAUGGAAAUACGUCACAAUCAGAUUAUGAAACUGCAAGAACAAAUGAUUCGUGACAUGGAGGCUACUGUUUCACGCAGAGAGACAAUUUUGACACGCGGGGAAGCACAGGCAAGUGUGGACAAGAAGCACACGACUCGGAAUGAUUAUCGUAACAAGAUACAGGACCUGUGCAAGAAAAUUGCUGAUGUGCAAAAGAAUAUUGAAGAGUUUGACAAAACUAUUCAAGAGUUGAGGAAAUCGCAGGGAACUUUGUAUGCGAAAUUGGGUGGAAAACAGUGUGAGAUUCAAGAAAAUAAAUCUUCAAUCGAUCUUCUUGAUGCAAGCAUUGAAUCUCUACAAGAAAAGAAAGGAGCGAAUCUCAACACGAUAGUGACUUUUCAGACUCGCCUCAAACACCUCCAGGCUGUGAAAGAAGGAAAGUACGUAAAACAGUGCAGAUCUGAAGAAGCACUGAGAAGCGAACUACAGAAACAAGUGAAACGAAUCCACACCAUCGACACUAUCGUUGACCGUGUCAAGGAGGAGUGGCCCCAAUACCAGGGAGUGCUUCGUAAAGUGACUCUUGUAUUAGUUACACGAGGCACAUUACAGGAAUGACUUUCAUAAAGAGAUACUCAGAAAUUAUAGCAAACUAGAUGGUGGAAAGAACUAAUGUAAUAAACAAUCAAAAUUUGAUAAUUCAGUACCCCAUUAUAUGUCAAUUACUAAGGCCAAAUGGGGGCUUGUUGACAGUGUUUCUGAAGAAAUAUCUGAAAUAAUUUUCUUGUGAAAGUGCAAAUGUAUGCUGGUGUGAAUUCAUAUUUUCAAAUAAAAACAUUUAAUUUAA